AGAUAUUAAAUUAUUUUUUGAAAAUAAAAAUUAAUAUUUUUAAGAUGCCUUCUUCAAGAACAGCCAAAAAACCCAAACCAAUACAAAGAAAACUAGUAGAUUCAUUUCCGUCUUUAAAAGUUUCAAAAGUUAGUUCAAAACAAUUAAAAAAAACUAAUGAUAAUAUUAUUCAAAAAAAAAAUAUAUUGAAAAGUCAAAUACAAAGUAAUAAAGAAGUUACUAAUCUUUAUCCAUCUAAACAGGAUUUUUCUCCUUUAGUUGUAGAAAAAUCAAGUUGCGUAAAUAUAGAUGAACAAGAACAUAUUAAUAAGGCAUUAAAUACGUUUGAUUUAACAUAUAAAUAUGGACCUUUUGUAGGACUAUCUCGUUUAGAUCGCUGGAAUAGAGCUGUAAAAUUAGGUCUUUGCCCUCCUAUUGAAAUAAAGAGGUUACUAUAACUUUUUAAAUUCAAUAAUAUUAAAUAUUAUAAUGAUAUUUAUGAC
This is a messenger RNA of Pneumocystis carinii B80, 482 nucleotides long. RefSeq lists its product as hypothetical. Gene Ontology annotation, cellular component: delta DNA polymerase complex. The coding region runs from base 45 to 437 and encodes 130 amino acids. Gene Ontology annotation, biological process: DNA-templated DNA replication; DNA synthesis involved in DNA repair. Gene Ontology annotation, molecular function: DNA-directed DNA polymerase activity. NCBI's taxonomy places the organism in Eukaryota, Fungi, Ascomycota, Pneumocystomycetes, Pneumocystales, Pneumocystaceae. The transcript is spliced from 2 exons. The record is from RefSeq and is a predicted model, not a curated record.